Messenger RNA from Kalmanozyma brasiliensis GHG001, 1257 nucleotides. Its product is annotated as Thiolase, C-terminal. Gene Ontology annotation, biological process: phenylacetate catabolic process; fatty acid beta-oxidation. Bases 1 to 1257 code for a protein of 418 amino acids. The transcript has a single exon. Gene Ontology annotation, molecular function: acetyl-CoA C-acyltransferase activity. Gene Ontology annotation, cellular component: peroxisome. Lineage: Eukaryota; Fungi; Basidiomycota; Ustilaginomycetes; Ustilaginales. The record is from RefSeq and is a predicted model, not a curated record.
AUGGCUCAACGAAUCGGCCAGCUCGCUACGCACCUCGACCCUCGCUCGUGGUCGGGCAAGGGCCUCCACGCUCACAUGGCCAAGAACGACUCGGACGUCGUCAUCGUCGCUGCUGGUCGCACUCCCUUCACCAAGGCCUACAAGGGCUCUAUGAAGGACUCAAAGUUCGACCUUCUCUGCUACGAAUUCUUCAAGUCUCUCCUCGCUUCGUCUGCCGUCGACCCUUCUCUCAUUCAGGACGUCGUGGUGGGCAACGUGCACAACGAUGAGGCGCCGUACUACGUGCGUGCUGCCGCGCUCGCCGCUGGAAUCCCCAACACCACGCCUGCGAUCGUGGUCAACCGCUUCUGCUCAUCGGGUCUCAUGGCCAUCCGCGCCAUCGCCAACGGCAUCCAGGCCGGCGAGAUCGAGUGCGGUCUCGCCUGCGGUAUCGAACACAUGUCGACCCAACCCAAGCGACCUACCGUCAUCAGCGAGGAGCUGUCCAAGAUGAGUCAGGAGGCGGACGAUUGCAAGAUGCCCAUGGGUUGGACGUCGGAGAACGUUGCAGGCGACUUCAACAUCUCCCGCGCCAAGAUGGACGAGUAUGCCGCUCGAUCGCACCAGCGAGCCGUCCAGGCUCAGUCCCAGGGCAAGUUUGAUGCUGAGAUCUUCCCCAUCGCUGUCCCCACCGUCUCCAAGGAUGGUGCGAAGCAGACCACCGUCAUCUCGGCCGACGAGGGCCCGCGACCCGGUACCACCGCCGAAUCCCUCGCCAAGAUCAAGCCCGCCUUCCCUCAAUGGGGUCCCAGCAACACCACCGGUGGCAACGCCUCCCAAAUCACCGACGGAGCCGCCGGUGUCAUCCUCAUGCGUCGCUCCCUCGCCAACAAGUACGGCUUGAAGGUGCUUGGCAAGUACGUCUCGUGUGCGGUCACCGGUCUCGAGCCCAGGAUCAUGGGCAUCGGUCCCUCGUCCGCCAUCCCCGCCGUCCUCGCCCAAACCGGCGUCAAGCAGGACGAAGUGGACCUGUUCGAGAUCAACGAGGCUUUCGCUAGCAUGUACGUCUACUGCGUAGAGAAGCUCGGUCUCGAUCCCGAAAAGGUUAACGUCAAUGGUGGUGCCUGUGCGCUCGGUCACCCUCUCGGUGCGACUGGAGCGAGGUUGGUGGUCACCGCGCUCAAGGAGCUCGAGAGGAGACAGCAAAAGGUUGCUGUGGUCAGCAUGUGUAUCGGCUUGGGCAUGGGCGCGGCUGGGCUUAUCCUGCGCGAGGACUGA